Molecule: messenger RNA, 3810 nt
Organism: Morone saxatilis (striped sea-bass)
Lineage: Eukaryota; Metazoa; Chordata; Actinopteri; Moronidae
Gene: sema3c
Product: sema domain, immunoglobulin domain (Ig), short basic domain, secreted, (semaphorin) 3C
Exons: 18
Coding region: 240-2534 (764 amino acids)
Biological process (GO): negative chemotaxis; semaphorin-plexin signaling pathway; negative regulation of axon extension involved in axon guidance
Molecular function (GO): semaphorin receptor binding; chemorepellent activity
Source: RefSeq, a predicted model, not a curated record
CUCUCCCCUCUCCUCUCUCCUGUGCUCUCUCAGUCAAGCCUGCUCUGUGAGCACUUAGAUGGAAUAGCAGCAUUUUUCUUCUUUGGUGUCACUGGAGGAAACUGGAAACAAGGUGUCAUAAGGGGGAUACAUAAGAUCCAGAUCUGGUUUGGUACCUGGCUUUGUUCAAGUGGAACCAGCCCUGGAGGAAGCUCCUAAAAGGCAGUGCUGACUGGUCGGGGUUCCUGAGUGGUGCAGUCAUGGGCAGGCCGGAGGGGUUGGCCAGGCCACCUCUGGUGUCAGCAAUGGCGCUUUCCCUCCUGGCUCUCUCUCUCCUUUCCACCGGGGUCUCCAGCCUCCCACAGCCCCUGCCAAGAGUCUUCCUUCCCUUUGAGGACCUGCAGGCCUCCCAGUCCUUUGAACACUACAGUAUAUCAGACAAGGCCAUGGACUACAGGAUCCUGCAGAUGGAUGAGGACCAGGACAGGAUGUAUGUGGGCUGCAAAGACCAUGUCCUCUCCAUGGACAUCAACAACAUCACUCAUGGCACGCUUAAGGUGUUUUGGCCUGCGUCUCCAAGCAAGAUAGAGGAAUGCCAAAUGGCAGGAAAGGACCCUACACACGGCUGUGGGAACUUCAUCCGCGUGGUGCAGCCUUACAACAGAACUCAUCUGUUCAUGUGCGGCAGCGGAGCGUACAGCCCCGUCUGUGUGUACAUCAAUAGGGGCCGCAGACCAGAGGAACAAGUAUUUCACAUUGACUCCCGGACCGAAUCUGGAAAAGGGAGGUGCUCCUUCAACCCUCAAGUGAAUACAGUCUCCGUCAUGCUCAACCAGGAGCUGUUCUCAGGCAUGUACAUUGACUUCAUGGGGACAGAUGCUGCCAUCUUCAGGAGCCUGACCAAGAGAAAUGCAGUGCGGACAGACCAGCACAACUCUAAGUGGCUUAGUGAGCCAAUCUUCAUUGAUGCCCACCUGAUACCAGAUGGAACAGACCCCAAUGAUUCCAAAUUGUAUUUUUUCUUCCGCGAGAGGCUAACAGAUAACAGCGGAAAUACUAAAAAUAUCCACACUAUGGUGGCCAGAGUGUGCCCAAACGACAUUGGAGGGCAGCGGAGCCUGGUGAACAAAUGGACCACCUUCCUUAAGGCCAGGAUGGUGUGUUCGGUUCUGGAGGAAGAUGGCACCGAAACGCACUUUGAUGAACUGGAAAGUAUGUUUUUGCUGGAAACUGAUCAGCCCAAGGGCCUGUUGGUGUUUGGAGUCUUCACAUCCACAAGCUCCGUGUUUAAAGGCUCAGCAGUGUGCGUGUACAACAUGGCCGACAUCCUCACCGUCUUCAACGGGCCCUUCGCUCACAGAGAGGGGCCCAACUUUCAGUGGGUGGCCUUCCAGGGGCGCAUUCCUUAUCCAAGACCAGGAACUUGUCCCGGCGGAGCUUUCACACCUGACAUCCAGUCAACAAAGGAGUUCCCAGACGACGUGGUGACCUUCGUACGGAACCAUCCAGUCAUGUUCAACCCCAUCUACCCAGUGGGGAGGAGACCUCUAGUGGUUCGGACCAAUGCUGACUACAAAUACACAUCAGUGGCAGUGGACCAGGUCAUGGCUGCUGACGGCAACUACCAAGUGCUCUUCCUGGGCACAGACAAAGGCACAGUACAGAAGGUGAUUGUCCUGCCCACCAAUCAGUCCCUGCAUGAAGAUCUGAUCCUGGAGGAGAUGGAAGUGUUUAAGAAUCAAGCUCCUGUUACAAACUUGAGAAUAUCCUCCAAAAAACAACAGCUGUACGUCAGCUCGGAGUUCGGGGUCUCGCAGGUCUCCCUGCACCGUUGUCACGCUUACGGCUCGGCUUGCGCUGACUGCUGCCUCGCCAGAGACCCCUACUGCGCAUGGGACGGACUCAGCUGCUCUCGCUUUUAUCCCACAGGCAAAAGGAGAAGCAGAAGGCAGGACAUUAUGCAUGGAAAUCCACUCACUCAAUGCAGAGGAUUCAAUCUUAAAGCCUACAGAAACGCAGUGGAGAUGACGCAAUACGGCGUGAAAAACAACACCACCUUCCUGGAGUGUCUUCCCAAGUCUCCCCAGGCCUCCAUUCGCUGGCUUAUUCAGAGGGACAAUGACAGGAGGAAAGAGGUGAAGCUGAGUGACCGCGUCCUCUCCACGGAGCACGGCCUCCUCAUCCGCUCCGUCCAGCUGUCCGACCAGGGCCUUUACUACUGCCUGACCACCGAGAACAGCUUCAAACGCACCGUCGCCAAGAUCCGCCUGCGAGUGCUGAGCGAGGCCAUGGUGAGCAUGCUGACGGACAAGCAGCAGUCGCCGUGGGCCUGGGCCAGCUCGCUGCACCCCAAGGUCCUAUUGGCAGCCUUCAGUCCGGCGGAGAGCCUGGCCGUGCAGCAGUACUGCAAAGAGAGGAAGGAGCUCCAGAACCUCCAGCAGAGGCAGCAGCAGCCUCCGCCGCCUGGACCUCUCAGGGGCGACAUGGCCAAACUGAAGCCCCUGCUGGACCGCAGGAAGAGCCGCAACCGCCGCAAUCACCUCCCAGAGGUCUGACACAAGGGGAGCUGGCUGCUGCAGAGACUGACACGCACGCCUUCCUCUGUUUCUAUAUCCAGAUCCUCAUUUUCCAACUCUCAUCUCAAACUGCAGAGCUGCACUGUGGACGUACAGUAAAACGAGGAGGUGGGUGCGGGGAGUUGUUAUUCGGCAAUAUCUCUUUUUUUUGUUUUUUUCUUGCAUGAGGCACUGUGACCAGAUGGCUGUGACAUACACUAACGCACACUCACAGGCACCCACAAGCCAUUCAUCACAAACUGAAGUGGCCCUGUUGCGAGUGCCACUAAUAAACUGUGGUCUCCGCUGAUAUUGCUUAUGAUAAUACACCAUGAGAUGCAGCUCUGAUCUUAUCAUACUUUAGAUAUUAGAGGGGAAAUUGGACCGUCCGGAUAUUAGCUCACAGUGGAUUUGUUCACUAAAAGAGGAGUUAAUUUGAACUCAAGAUAGUAAAUAAAGGAGAUUGAAAAGGGACAAAAGGGAGACAGAUGCAUGUUUGACAGUGAGUGCCCUCUGGAAGUAUUAUACUAAUCUUUCAUUAGAUUCUACUCACAUUUCUGUGUUUACUUUAAACUAACAAAAUUGUCUGCUCAGUGGGAUGACAUGUAGGGUAAUAAAAAGUCCACUUGUGUGGAAAAAAAUAACUUUUUCAUCUCACAGGUUGACAGCCAUACUGUCUACUGUUCAUACAAAGUGCAGAUGGCAAGUGGUCCCAAUAAGUGUUAUAUUACAGUGCUGUCAGCAAAUGUAUUAGUUCAAAGGCCAAACUUGACAUCCAGUGCUGAUGUUACCCAAACAGAAAUAGUAUUAAAAGACUGAGUAGAAUAUGAAAGUCUGUGUGUGAGCUGUUGCAAACAUCUUACAUGAUCUCUCCUGUAUUUAUUCCUAUUACUCAGACAUACAUGUAAGAGACUGUUAAUUCGGCUGCAUAUUGUAUCAUACUUGUUUGUAGCACAGACGCAUGUUUAUGAGUAACGUAGUGGUCUCUUAAUCCUUUGAGUAACCAAACCUGCAGAUAAGCAGAUUUUUUUUGGUUAGUGUAAACCUGGAAAGUUUACAUCAUAAGGUACAGUAGAUGCUGAAACAUGACAAUAUCCUUCUUUGGAUCCACAUUUUCCACGUCAUCUAUAGCAAACUGGACGUACUUUUAAAGGACCAGUGUGUAAGAUUUAGUGGUAUCUGGCUGUGAAGUUGUAGACUACAGACUGAUGACCUGGGAAUGAGAGGCUGUGAAGUGUGUAGGAGGAACUACAAUGGCCGCAAAACUAAAAAAAAA